Molecule: messenger RNA, 883 nt
Organism: Camellia sinensis
Lineage: Eukaryota; Viridiplantae; Streptophyta; Magnoliopsida; Ericales; Theaceae
Source: RefSeq, a predicted model, not a curated record
CCGAAGAUUCAUGAUCAACCGCGCAACAUAAACAAACCCUUAACCGCAGCAAAAUAAAAAGAUCUACCCAGUUGCUCGGGUUCUCUACAACCUUCUCAGUCUCUCGCUCUCUCUCGCUCUCUCUGCCUUUUUACUCAUUCAUUGCUAUUUUGCGCCGAUGGAGAACGACUCCUACACCACGUCAAACCCGGACUCCAGCGACUCCUCGCUGUGGUCUACCGAAAUCGACUUCGAAAACACGCCGCCACCGUCGAGCAACUACAAAGUCAAGUUCUUGUGUAGCUACGGCGGCAAAAUCCUCCCUAGGCCUCACAACAACCAGUUAGUGUACUUCGGCGGCGAAACGAGGAUAUUGGCCGUCGAUCGCAACAUCAAGUUCACCGGACUCAUCGGAAAACUCUCGGUCCUCUGCGACGCCGAUGUCUGCUUCGAGUAUCAGUUGCCUGGCGAAGAUCUCGACGCGUUGAUAUCGGUGACGAAUGACGACGAUCUUGAGCAUAUGAUGCGCGAGUACGAUCGGUUGUUUAGGGCUUCGUGGAAGCCGGCGAGAUUUCGGUUGUUUUUGUUCCCUGAUGCGGAGUCGGUGGCUGCGGCACAAGGGAGUUUUGGUUCGAGCGAAGGGAAGAGCGAUCGGGAGAGGAGAAGCGAUGAGAACUUAAUCGAAGGUUUUCCAGGCAAUAAUUACUACGCACAAAACUUCUCAGAAAAAUUACCUCCGGCGACAUUACGGGCUGCUCCGCCGCCUCCUGUGUCUUCUUCCCAGGGAUAUUGGCCGGAGAAGCAACUCACUAGAGGCGGAGUUUACACGGCGGCGCCUGAACAACAACAACAACACAUGAUCCAAACUCCGGCGGGUAUGUAUCACGCGCCGAUGGGAAGACAG